AUGAUCACCACAUUCGUAGGGCCCGAGGGCCCAGAGACGGUCGCCACGCGACUUGGCCGCAGGCGGCCCGCCGUCGCCCGAGCCUGCGCCGACUGCCAGCGUCGCAAAGUCAAAUGCGACGGCCAAUUGCCCUGCCACAACUGUCGCAGCGCGCAUGUGACAUGCCAAGCGCCCGCACCGAGCGAUGCGGAAGACUAUGCCGCCAUUUUCAAGAAGCUGUUCGGCCAGAUCCCGAUCUCAGCUGUCCGGGACUGCUCCCGCGACCACCUCUUCCAUCUCCUUGCCAAUGCGGACGCCGAAGGAGCAACGCAGAGCUCGCCCCACGUGGCCCCGAACCCGGAGGCGAUGCUGCAAACCCCGUCUACCUCGCCUGCAGUCAGCGAAGCUGUCCAGCGACUGCAGACGCUGGAGAACGGUGCUGUAGAAGGGUUUGAAUGGGACGAGAGCGAUGUCAAUCUCCAAGAAGCUGCUGCGGAUGACGUGAAUGCUCUCUCGCUAUCGGCCCAUUCGCGGUCCUCCUUCCUGGGCAUCUUCUCCGUCGCUGCGGUCGUUCGAGUCCUGGUCAAGGUUCUUCCUGGAUCUAUCCUGCAAGACAACGAAGCCCGACCUGCCAAGCUUGCCGACUCUGGCCCCGUGGAGUCGCCCACCUUCCACCAGCAACCCAUCGAUUCGGCGCCCCAGGUCUCGUAUCACGAAGGCCAACGACUUAUUGACGCCUAUUUCACUCAUGUGCACGUGUUCGCACCAAUGGUCCACGAACCAACAUUCCGGACUCAAUACCUGACACGGAGUCGGCGAGGAUCUCCGUGGAUGGCCCUGUUCUACAUGGUGCUCGCGCUUGGAAGCGUUGCCUCGUCGACGUCUGACUCCGAAGACGAUAUUAUGUACUAUCGAGCGGCUCAAGCCCACCUCGGCCUCGAAAGCUUCGGAAGUGGGCAGAUGGAGACGCUGCAGGCACUCAUCCUGAUGGGAGGAUUGUACCUCCACUAUAGGAACCGACCCAAUAUGGCGUCGGCCAUCAUGGGUGCCGCAAACCGGAUAGCGUCGGGGCUUGGACUCCACAGAGAGUUUCCAGGAGAUGUGAUGAAUGCAACAACGAUUGAGACAGAGAUUAGGAGGAGAACAUGGUGGUGCAACUACGUGCUAGACUCGUGGGGAUCUACCACACUCGGAAGGCCGUACCAUGCUGCCAAAUUUGAGGUCAAGCCUCCUCGUAACCUCGUCGAUGAUCAGACAGGAAGAGAAGCGCCUGCCUUGGAGGCGACUGUCAACUCUCCGUUGAUACACAACAUCGCGCUUUGCAACAUCGUAGGCCACAUCCAGGCGAGGCUCCAGACCUCUCCAAUUCUGGAUUGGAAGGAGAUCGGUGCCUACGACAAAAUGCUGGUAGAUUGGUACCAGCAGCUUCCCCCAUUCAUGCGAUCGCCGAACACAUGUCCCUCGUCAUUGCAGGUGGUGCGAGCAGUAUUUAACUGGCGGUAUCAGAACAUACGCAUCCUCCUACAUCGAGCGGUGGUCCUUGAUGCGACGAUUAGACAAAUCCCAUUCGCCAGUCUCGAAGCAGAGGAACAGAAAGCCGUCUCGCAGUGCCGGAAACUGGCGGCGGAAUCAAUCGAGAGCAUCAAGAACGAAUGGCGGCCAACCAAGAUGUCCGGAUGGAACGCCGUCUGGUUCCUCUUCCAAGCAUGCCUCAUCCCACUGAUGGCAUUGGCGACCGAAUCGCCAGAAGACCCGUCAUUUGCAACGUGGCGAGCGGAGGUUCAGACGGGGAUAUCUUUGUGCGAGAACAUGGCGAUGUGGAGUCUCGUGGGGAAGAAGACCAAGGGUGUUCUGGAGCGGCUGUUGCGGGGGACAGAACGGGGCUGCCGCGAGGCCGCAGUGGAAGCGGAGGCUGCUGCUGCUACUCUAGACCUGUUGCCCAACAACUUUGACCAAUCCUUCUUUGCGAAUGAUUGGUCUGAUGUAAUGGGAGGCCUAGAUUUUGCCGGCACGUUCGACCAAGGUUUCUAUGAUACGGCUGGUGCGCAAUUUUCGGACGGGAGCAUGUUCAUGCCUGUUGCUCCCAGGGACGAUGAUGAUCCGAAGAUAUUUCACGAAGGAUAG
This is a messenger RNA of Thyridium curvatum, 2103 nucleotides long. RefSeq lists its product as uncharacterized. The record is from RefSeq and is a predicted model, not a curated record. Gene Ontology annotation, cellular component: nucleus. Gene Ontology annotation, molecular function: DNA-binding transcription factor activity, RNA polymerase II-specific; zinc ion binding; RNA polymerase II cis-regulatory region sequence-specific DNA binding. NCBI's taxonomy places the organism in Eukaryota, Fungi, Ascomycota, Sordariomycetes, Thyridiales, Thyridiaceae. The transcript has 3 exons. Gene Ontology annotation, biological process: positive regulation of transcription from RNA polymerase II promoter by galactose; DNA-templated transcription. The coding region runs from base 1 to 2103 and encodes 700 amino acids.